Molecule: messenger RNA, 132 nt
Organism: Dentiscutata erythropus
Lineage: Eukaryota; Fungi; Glomeromycota; Glomeromycetes; Diversisporales; Gigasporaceae
Source: the annotation of a GenBank genome assembly
AUGUCUUAUCAACUUUCAAAAUUACAACAAAUAGAUGUAGUAAUGCUUUUAAAUAAUUUGAAUUCAUCUUAUAAAAAUAAAGAAUUCUCUGAUACAAAGAUAAUUGUUACCUUGUUAAAACGCUGGAGUUGA